Molecule: messenger RNA, 1297 nt
Organism: Mercenaria mercenaria
Lineage: Eukaryota; Metazoa; Mollusca; Bivalvia; Venerida; Veneridae
Exons: 4
Coding region: 446-1297 (283 amino acids)
Source: RefSeq, a predicted model, not a curated record
UACUGUUGAAAAACGGCGUUAAACCCAAAACAAAAAAAAAACAAAACAAAGUGAAAUCAUGAAUAACUCGUGAUCAGACACUUCUUAGAUAUUCUGUUGUAACGAAUUUCCUAUGUAUGUAGAAAUACAUUAUUAUAUGUAUCUGCACAUACUGCAUAUACUUACUGCUAGUUGCUGAACAGUAGUUUUCGGAACUUUCUGAUGUUUAAAGUUCGUAUUUGCAUCACAACAGCUUUAUUGUGCAGUAUCUGUUGACAAAUUUUAACUUUAUGUACAUGUAUCAACAUCCGUUACAGUUGCUGGGGCAAUAUGGAGUCACUUUUCAAAAUAUAAUGUUUUAUUGACCCAUAACCUUGCUUAUUACAGAGAUGAAAAGCUAAACGACACCAUUGUCCUUGAACCUCAGUGGUUGAUAGAUGCUUUUAAAAGCUUCAUUACUGCCAGGAUGUUCUGCUGUAGAAAAAAGCCGGAAAUAUUCAAGAAAUGGAUCGAAUUUGGCCAGUCAGCCAUCCUAACCCACGGGCUAAUUGAUGCAGUUUGGGAUAAAGAGGAUAAUUCAAUAUUUUAUGAGCACAAAGACUUGUUACUGAACUACCUGGAGAGGCUAGGAUUAAUUGCAAAACCCCAUGAAGAGUCUGUGACAGAUUACUACUUUGCUCCAUGCGUUCUUAAAACGUGCCCAACAGCGGAUCAACUGUCAUGCCUUGAUUGUGAAAAUCAGAAAUCAACCAGUAAAUUGUGUUUUACGACGACAUCUGGAUUCUUACCUACAGCUGUUUUUAACAAAUUUCUGGCGGCCUGCAUCAGUAAAUGGACUCUGUCAAAAAUAAACGGAAAGCGCCUGAUAUUCUGUGGGUUCGGUGUAUUUGACCUUGAAAAUAAUCAUUCAUUAUAUGUGCAUUUCUUUGACAAUGUUAUACAGAUAUGGAUAACAAAACUAAGCAUAGAAGAUGAGCCAAGCACUGAUUUAUGUUCAGAAGUAAAUGCCUUUGUUACGGAGUUUCUCCAGGAUAGAUAUAGAUGUUCAAGUGAUAUAAAACCACUUCUGAGAUGUAAGUAUGCCGAAGCUCGCUCCAGUGAGAAUGCAUUUGGAAUAGAUGAGAUUUUUGACAAGAAAGAGGUUGUAUGUAAAUGUAGAGCAUCGCAACACGUAUUGCGGACAGAAGAGCUUACGAAAUACUGGUCCUUUGACGUAUCAUCUGAUAUGCACUUGGACAGUGCUCGUGAGCUUAACGAAAAGGAGCUUAGUACCAUUGCACAAGUAUUGGAGACGGAUGGCAGCUUUUGGGGUUUCUGA